This is a messenger RNA of Venturia canescens, 1987 nucleotides long. RefSeq names its product leptin receptor gene-related protein. NCBI's taxonomy places the organism in Eukaryota, Metazoa, Arthropoda, Insecta, Hymenoptera, Ichneumonidae. Bases 340 to 699 code for a protein of 119 amino acids. Gene Ontology annotation, cellular component: endosome. The record is from RefSeq and is a predicted model, not a curated record. The transcript is spliced from 4 exons. Gene Ontology annotation, biological process: late endosome to vacuole transport via multivesicular body sorting pathway.
UUAGUGCUACAGUGUCUCUGAGGAAAAAAAACACUGACGUAUAUUUAAUAACAUAACCUUUGAAAUUUGUCAAUUACCAUUCAUUAUAUUGCACAAACUGUCACUUGUUUGUAUUUAGUUAUUUUCUCUUUAUAAUUGAAUUAACAUCGUUGAACGAGGAACACGGAUUCAUACAUACAUAUAGAUAAGGAUUAAGGAAAUACGGAGUGCUUUAUUUUUUGUCGUCAGAACAAAUUUAUAUUAGACUUGUCAACAUUAAUCUCUUAUACGUUGAGUCACUCUCUGAAAAGGUCUCAACAUGAAAAAUUAGUGACUCUGGCAUUUGCUGGCUCAAUUGGAAUGACCUUUGUCAUUCUUGGUUGUGCGUUACCUGCUUAUAACAUAUGGUGGCCAUUCUUCGUUGUUCUUUUUUACAUAUUAGCACCAAUUCCGACUCUCAUAGCUCGGCGUUAUUCGGAGAUGGAACCUUCGGGUAGUAGCAGUAAUCCUUGUUUGGAGUUAGCGAUAUUCAUAACCACGGGAAUCGUUGUUUCAUCCUUUGCUCUACCCAUUGUUUUGGCACGUUCCCCCAUAGCUGAACCAGUGAUAAAAUGGGGUGCCUGUUACUUGACGUUGGCAGGAAACGUUGUCGUGUAUUUGACGCUCGUUGGGUUCUUUAUGACGUUUGAUCAGGACGAUUCCGACUACAGCAUUUGGUGAAGUUGUCUCGUUGAUCGCGCGAUUUCUCAUUUCGUAAUCGUACUUACUUACAACGGUAAGACGAGGCUCCCGUCUCAGCGAAUGUCGGAAAUUUCAAUUGGUCGUCGCAACUGAUCGAAAGUGAUCACGUAUUUUUUUUUUCUCUCUUCCGAGAUGGGGUUCGCAAUUCAUAUAAAUUUUUUGCGCAUCAAAAAUCGUAUCGAAAAUCCAAAACUAGCAGUUAUUAGAAUAAAUGCUCGAAGAUAAAUUAUGGCGAUGAAUAUUUAUGGAUUCGAGUUAAAAAUUUUUGGCAGAUCUUUUCUUUUUUCUGCCACAAUGACUGAUGUAACAUUCAUAUUUUUCUACGCGAAAUAAAACAGCAUUUGUGACAGCUUCUCGUUUGGGGCUUUCGGUACAAUUAUUUUUCUCAACCAAUUCAAUGGAAUAUUGGUUUUUCGACUGCCAAGCGUGAUAUUCCCUCUUGAAAAAUGGGCUUCGGGCACCAACCCCAUGAAUAUUGACUCGCUUGAAUUUUAUAAUUGGCUCAUUAUCACUACAAAAUAAAUAUAAAAAUACGACCAAUCGUCAUCUGUUUACGUGAGAUUAACAACAAAUAAACAAACAAAUAAAUAAUAAGAUAUGAAAAUAUUGUGUUUAAGAUUAGAUGUAUAGCUUAGAUAACGCGAUAGUAGUUCAUGGUUAGUGAAACAUAACAUUUUAUAUGCUAGAGCUACGAGCAUAUGUUGAUCUAUGAAAUUCAAUUAAAAUGAUCGAUUAUUGAAUAAAACGACUCUGUGAAAACCGCGUUUGCAUUUCUAAGAUAAAAUCACAAUCGUCAUACAUUGUCACUCUUGUGUUCUGGAGCAUAUGUUUUAUAACAGGUGAAAAACUGGGAAACAGAGAAAACGCAACAAUUAAAUUUGUUUUGCAAAAAUGAAAACACCAGAUUGUCAUACUCGAUUGAAAAAAAGGAAUUAAAAUUUUUUCGUUUGAUUAAAAAAUGGUGUCUAAAAAAUAUUAAAUUUUGUUUUCUUUCUAUCUUGUAAUCUUAUCUUUGCGAGAUUAAUAUAUGCAAACACGUUUUUUCUGAUAAGUAUGAGAAAAAUCUUGGGAACGGAGUGUAACGAAGGGAAAAAAUGGCUAGUCACCUGAUCGAAUAGCUCGAAUUUGUUGAACGAAAAAUCGACCUGAAAGUGUGACUGGGACAAAUUUUAUAUUUGCAAUGAAUUUACGAAAGCGGAAAAGAGCAUUUAACAGUUUUUUUACCAGCGAAAGUAAUAAAGUAUUGAAAACAAUAUUAAUCCAAGAA